Messenger RNA from Anopheles cruzii, 994 nucleotides. It is a transcript of the gene Wdr82, whose product is annotated as WD repeat-containing protein 82. The record is from RefSeq and is a predicted model, not a curated record. Gene Ontology annotation, molecular function: chromatin binding; protein binding. The coding region runs from base 12 to 956 and encodes 314 amino acids. NCBI's taxonomy places the organism in Eukaryota, Metazoa, Arthropoda, Insecta, Diptera, Culicidae. The transcript is spliced from 2 exons. Gene Ontology annotation, cellular component: Set1C/COMPASS complex.
AAGUACCGAAAAUGAAGCUCAUCGACUCGGUCGUGCGGAGCUUCAAGGUGGCCAAGGUGUUCCGUGAGAACACGGACAAAAUCAAUGCGAUUGACUUCUCCGCCAAUGGCGAAAUGUUAAUCUCGUGCAGCGAGGACGAUCAGAUCGUGCUGUACGACUGCGAGAAGGGCACCCAGAUACGGACGGUCAACUCGAAAAAGUACGGCGUCGAUUUGAUACACUUUACGCACGCCAACAACACGGCCAUCCACAGCUCGACCAAGGUGGACGACACGAUCCGGUACCUCAGUCUGCACGACAACAAGUAUCUGCGUUACUUUCCCGGCCACACGAAGAAGGUGAUCUCGUUGAACAUCUCGCCCGUGGAGGACACCUUUUUAUCCGGAUCCCUCGACAAGACGCUCCGAUUAUGGGACCUGCGGUCACCGAACUGCCAGGGGGUGAUGCAGUUAAACGGCCGACCGGUGGCAGCGUACGAUCCGGAGGGCCUCAUUUUUGCGGCCGGUGUCAACUCGGAAAGCAUCAAGCUGUACGAUCUGCGAUCAUUCGACAAGGGACCGUUCGUGACGUUCAAGCUGAACCAGGAGAAGGAAUGCGACUGGACGGGGUUGAAGUUUUCGCGAGACGGCAAAACGAUCCUCAUCAGCACGAAUGGGUCCAUCAUUCGGUUAAUCGAUGCGUUCCACGGUACGCCCCUUCAAACGUUCACUGGACACCUCAACAACAAAGGCAUCCCGAUCGAGGCCUCGUUCAGUCCGGAUUCGCAGUUCAUCUUCUCCGGCAGUACAGACGGGCGAGUGCACGUCUGGAACGCGGACACGGGCUACAAGAUCUGUGUCCUCAAUGGUGACCAUCCCGGCCCGGUGCAGUGUGUGCAGUUCAAUCCGAAGUUCAUGGUGCUUGCAUCGGCCUGCACGAAUAUGGCGUUCUGGCUUCCUACUGGCGAUGAUGUUUAAACGAUGACGGAUAACCACUGAACCAGCUUGCUUUUUUU